Styela clava is the source of this 942-nucleotide messenger RNA. The record is from RefSeq and is a predicted model, not a curated record. NCBI's taxonomy places the organism in Eukaryota, Metazoa, Chordata, Ascidiacea, Stolidobranchia, Styelidae.
AAGAGUCAUGGUGAAGAAAUCUAUAGGUUAGAGGGAUUCGUCUUCUCAAAUCCUGCAAGAAACACCUUUGCUUUAGCUUUCUUUCUCGAUGAAGAAAUUAUUCAACGAAAGGUCGUUGAAGAUUUCUAACAACUAGGAUACACGGCUGAAAUCAGCAUCAACACUCAAUUUAUCAAAUCAAAAGACAAAAUCAAGGCAGAGAUAGCAUGUGGAAAUCAAGAGUUCGAGUUCAGUGGCAAUGGGACUUGUGCUUUUGAAAUCGACGUUGAUUUUCUCCAAUUCAAGAAAUGGAAAAGAUUUUUCUUCUCUCUCGAAUAUGGAAAUCACGAUUUUAAGGCAAUUCAGAUAAAGUGCAAUCUUCACAAGAACGGCACUCUUCUAGAUGGGAACCAAUCUUUCAACUAUCCCUGGAUUUGGGAAUCGGCUCAUUCGCAACAUAAGAGUCGCAAAAGAUCAACAAAUGAUCAUAAUCGAACGGUCAAAUACUUUUGUCUAAAAAAAUAUUGCUUGAAAUCUGUGGUUAUAAAUAUAAUGCAACCUGCUGAUGAUUCUUUCGAAAAUUUUAACAUUGUCAAAUAUUAAAUUAUUUCCCAGUGGAGCGGUUGCCACUAAAUCAGUUCAAUUCUUCAAAUGUAGAUGAAAUUUCUUACAUUAAUAUCAGAGCUUUUAUUCUUAUUUACAGCUUCGGGGCCAACAGACAAGCGACCAUCUCCAGGAGGCGGAAGUAGUUUUGCACAUUCAGAAAAUCCUAAAGAAAGAGCUAUUCGGAAACAACAUAAAAGCAAUAACAGCAACGCAGAACAGCCUCAAAACGCCCUUCUUAGCGUCUUAGAAGGCGCAAGUUCUGGAAGUGCCACUAUUCAAGGAUGUCACAUAUUUCAAGGUUGCACGUUUAAAGACAAAUUCAAAACAUCGUCAUCACCGGAAGAAGACCUUGAUUAA